AUGGCUUCCUCUUCUGGCAACGAUGAUGAUCUCACUAUACCCAGAGCUGCUAUCAAUAAGAUGAUCAAAGAGACUCUGCCCAAUGUCCGGGUGGCCAACGAUGCCCGGGAGCUGGUGGUGAACUGCUGCACUGAAUUCAUCCACCUUAUAUCCUCUGAAGCCAAUGAGAUUUGCAACAAAUCAGAAAAGAAGACCAUCUCACCAGAGCAUGUCAUACAAGCACUAGAAAGUUUGGGCUUUGGCUCUUAUAUCAGUGAAGUAAAAGAAGUUUUACAAGAAUGCAAGACAGUAGCAUUAAAAAGAAGAAAGGCCAAUUCUCGAUUGGAAAACCUUGGCAUCCCUGAAGAAGAAUUAUUGAGACAGCAGCAGGAAUUAUUUGCAAAGGCUAGACAGCAACAGGCAGAAUUGGCCCAGCAGGAAUGGCUUCAGAUGCAACAGGCAGCCCAACAGGCCCAGCUUGCCGCUGCCUCAGCCAGUGCAUCCAAUCAAGCAGGAUCGUCUCAGGAUGAAGAAGAUGAUGAUGAUAUUUGA
Messenger RNA from Elephantulus edwardii (Cape elephant shrew), 531 nucleotides. RefSeq names its product down-regulator of transcription 1, TBP-binding (negative cofactor 2) (gene DR1). Gene Ontology annotation, molecular function: protein heterodimerization activity; general transcription initiation factor activity; TBP-class protein binding. The transcript is spliced from 3 exons. The record is from RefSeq and is a predicted model, not a curated record. Gene Ontology annotation, biological process: positive regulation of transcription by RNA polymerase II; RNA polymerase II preinitiation complex assembly; negative regulation of transcription by RNA polymerase II. Gene Ontology annotation, cellular component: negative cofactor 2 complex. The coding region runs from base 1 to 531 and encodes 176 amino acids. NCBI's taxonomy places the organism in Eukaryota, Metazoa, Chordata, Mammalia, Macroscelidea, Macroscelididae.